CGUGAAACAGAGCGAUUAGCGCAGCCUCUGUCAGUGUAUUUCUGUCAAGAGGCCGAGGGGAUGGCAGGAAGUGCAGUGAUGUUAAGCUGGUGAGGAAAGGUGGCAGGUGAGUGUGUCUCUCCAUCUCUCCAGGGUGACGUGGGCCUCAUCCCCCGGAUCUGCGAGGGCUUGUUCAGCCGCAUCUCCGACAUGAGCCGCUGGGACGAGGCCUCCUUCCGCACCGAGGUCAGCUACUUGGAGAUCUACAACGAGCGGGUUCGGGACCUUCUGCGGAGGAAGUCCACCAAGACGUUCAACCUGCGGGUUAGAGAGCAUCCCAAGGAUGGCCCCUACGUGGAAGACCUAUCGAAACACCUGGUGCAGAACUACGGUGACGUGGAGGAUCUGAUGGAGGCCGGCAACAUCAACCGCACCACGGCGAGCACGGGCAUGAAUGACGUCAGCAGCCGCUCGCACGCCAUCUUCACCAUCAACUUCACGCAGGCUAAGUUCGACGCGGAGAUGCCCUGCGAGACCGUGAGCAAGAUCCACCUGGUGGACCUGGCGGGCAGCGAGCGGGCAGACGCCACAGGGGCCACUGGUGUCAGACUGAAGGAGGGCGGCAACAUCAACAAGUCCUUGGUCACUCUAGGCAAUGUCAUCUCGGCGCUGGCUGACCUUUCUCAGGACAGCAGUGGGGGCUCCUGUGGCAAGAAGAAGCAGGUGUUUGUGCCGUACAGAGAUUCUGUGCUGACGUGGCUGUUGAAGGACAGCCUGGGUGGGAACUCCAAGACCAUAAUGAUUGCCACCAUCUCGCCCGCCGACGUGAACUACGGCGAGACACUAAGCACGCUCCGCUACGCGAACCGGGCCAAGAAUAUCAUCAACAAGCCCACGAUCAACGAGGACAGCAACGUGAAGCUGAUCCGUGAGCUGAGGGCGGAGAUCGCCCGUCUGAAGGCACUACUCGCCCAGGGCAACCAGAUUGCGCUGCUGGACUCGCCCACGGCCCUCAGCAUGGAGGAGAAGCUUCAUCAGAACGAGGCCAGAGUCAUUGAACUGACCAAGGAAUGGACGAACAAAUGGAAUGAAACCCAGAACAUACUGAAGGUAAGUCGACAUUCCAAACCUGCCGGGGAAUACCUACUUAUCCAAUGGUGCCAUUGCCUAGGGGUCAAACGGUCAGAGCUGCCAGUGGGACCCGCCAUAGGCCUGACCCUCAGCAGCAGCAGCGGUAGAGAUCGUUCGGCCUUGUCCUGCAUCCGACUCCUUGCAGUUCACCCGCACGGCCACUAG
Molecule: messenger RNA, 1275 nt
Organism: Paramormyrops kingsleyae
Lineage: Eukaryota; Metazoa; Chordata; Actinopteri; Osteoglossiformes; Mormyridae
Source: RefSeq, a predicted model, not a curated record